Argentina anserina (silverweed cinquefoil) is the source of this 2180-nucleotide messenger RNA. Its product is annotated as cyclic nucleotide-gated ion channel 1-like. The coding region runs from base 298 to 2097 and encodes 599 amino acids. The record is from RefSeq and is a predicted model, not a curated record. NCBI's taxonomy places the organism in Eukaryota, Viridiplantae, Streptophyta, Magnoliopsida, Rosales, Rosaceae. The transcript has 7 exons.
CCCGAGGGAUCAAAACGAAAAAGAGAGAGAAAAGAACAGCCUCUAGUUAUUGAUCAGAUAAGGUCUCAGUUAAAAGAAAGGAUUUAGUAUGUGGAGUACCUAACUAGCAAGACUAAUUAAGCUAAACACAGACAAGACUCACAAGAGAUCCGUGAAUCACUACGAUCAACUUUCUACCCUAACCCCUGUUCAGUUUCUGCUACGUACCACUCUUGGUUUGAUCCAAAAUCACUCCUCAAGUUGUUCAGACUCCACAGGAGGAUCUUUAACAUCCUAAAGUGCUUUCAGGAUUCAGUUAUGCAGCACAACAACUCCAACGAUGGCCCAAACGAGACGAGGUUGAGUAUUCGGGAUUGGAAUCAUCUGGAUGUGGAGGGGAAAGCAAAGAAGAUUCAGCAAGCCAACUUGAUUUCUGGUGGGAAAUAUAGGCCAAGGGAUGCGAUAUUUGUACUGUCUUGCGUUGUUGGAUUCUUCAUAGAUCCUUUCUUCUUCUACAUUUGGAUCAUUGACGACAAUAAAAAGUGUAUAUUCGAAGAGAGCAAGCUGCGGAUAUCAUUUCUCGUUUCACGAUCUGUAGUAGAUUUCUUCUAUGUUGCGGCCAUUAUGCGAAAUUGUGGCACACGAAGUUCCGGCUACACAUCUCGGCGCAUUAAACUACUUCGCUUUCUUUUGGCAUUUAAUCUUGCUUUCCCCUACCCUCAGUUGGCUGUUCUGGCCGACGACCCUACUGGGCCUACUCUACUCCUUUUCUACUCCCAAUAUAUGUCCCGGAUUAGUCAAAUCUACGAAUGGGUCAAACACAUUAACAUUGAGACUCGAUACGGAAGAUGGGUUAAAGGGGUAUCGGAUCUUUGUCCUUUCUUCCUCACUGCUCAUCUUGUCGGAGCGAUGUGGUAUUUUUUCGCUAUUCAUAAGGAGACGAGCUGUUGGCUAAAAGCCUGUCGAAAUAAUGCACCGUAUGCUCCUGGACUUACUUAUGUAUACUGUAGAGGACGAGAGACUCUGUCAAAAAGAAAUUGUACUGAUGUCAUAAAUAAAUCAUGCCCUACAAAUCCAUCGGUGUCGCACUUUGGUAUGUAUCUUGAUCUUAUUAAGUUUAAUACAACGAGGACAACAAAUUGCGGGUCAAAGCUGUUGCAGUGCUUCACGUGGGGUUUGCGAAAUUUGAGUUCUUUAGGUUCAAACUUAGAGGCGAGUUCAGACACAGAGCAAAACGUCUUUAUAAUUUUCAUUUCUAUAAGCGGCAUAAUACUAUACUUGAUAUAUAUCAACGAACAAAUGCAGACAUAUAGGCAGUUGGCAAAGAAGCUAUCAAAGAAGCUUAAAUUCAACCGGAAGAUACAACAGAUAUCUCCAGACGUAGAUUUGUGGUUGUACAAAAAUGCCGAUAUCCCAAAGAAGAUGAAGACGGUGAUCAUGGAUACUGUACGAUAUAGAGUGGAAGAGGACAAAGAUUUUCAUGUGGAAGAUAUCAUCUCUAUUCUUAACCCAGUUCAUAGAAGAUUCAUCAUGCGCCCUCUUUGCCUGGAUAUUCUAAAGACAGUGCCACUGCUUGAACACAUGGACGCUCAAGUGUUGACAGCAAUCUCCGAGCAUAUUAACUGGGUGUUCUAUGCCGUAGACAGCUAUAUUAUUCGAGAGGGGGAACCACUCCGAAAGAUGUUCUUCAUCAGGCAAGGAACUGCAUUGACCUACACAACUUGCAUAGAUCGGAGUCAUCAAUAUCGGGCCAGCGGAGGAAGCACGAGUGGUUCUUCGAUCACCAACAACCUUGAGAAAGAUGAUCUCUAUGGGGCAGAGCUUCUAGAGUGGGCGUUCAGUUUUGGCUCCUUUACGAACUUGCCAGCUUCAACAAGAACUGUUGUGCCCCAAGAAAGAGUUGAAGCUUUUGUCAUCAGGGCCAAAGAUUUGAAGAAAAUUGUCUCAAUGUUCUGGUGGCAGUUCAGCAGGAAUCUCCAACUCAAUGACAUAGAGGAUUCUCUGUUGAGGCAGUUGAAGUUUAUGGCAAUUUCUUCACUGUUACGCCAACGAAAAGCAAUGGCAAAUAGAGGAACUGGCUGGGAUCAAGUUUACAACAAAUUAAUCAAAAGUGACUAGACAAACUAUAUAUCUGGUUAGUCACAUGUGAUUUUGUAAUCCGUUUUAUUACUCUAGAUGGCUUCUCUAGACAAAUCUUUGUU